GGCACACACACCCAUGUGGCGUGGCCGCCGAUGUCGGUGGGCUGUGGGCGUGGCUUUUGCAGCUUUGCCGCUUGCGCUCUUUUUGAGCCCCUUCAAAGGGGAGUACUUCGGAAGUUUGGCAGUUGCUCUUUGGAUUUAUGUCAUGGGAUACUUUGUGCUGAAAGAUCAGGCAUAUCCGUUUGCUUUGCCCAUACGGUUCUUGUGUUCUUUUCUCAUUUUGUCCAGCACAACCUUUCUUACUCUCGUUCCAUGGAUUUUUUUCGGUGGAGGGGAAAAUUGCAAUGAUUUCGAUCCGGAGAUGGAAGACGAGAACGGGCAGCGACUUCAGGAUCAUCGGACUCAAACAAUUGUCCGAAUUGCUGCAACCUGGAUCCUGGCAGCCUUGGGCAUUUACAUGUCCAUGGCCGAUCAUCCAGAAUCUACGUACAUUCGGCAAUCUGUGAGGUGUGUGUUGUUCUUUUGGCUUGGCACUGGAGUGCGUUGUCUUGACACAUUUUUGGGAGCAUGUCUUGGAGGGGACCGCGACAAUGACGGUGUCAGAGAUAUGGUUUUCAAAAAUGGGGUCAACAUUGUGGCCCUCAUGAGCGUUGCAUUCGGACUUGCCACUUCGUUUUUGGGUGAAAUUUGGUGUAUCCAGCUAGUGAUUCAACGCCUCCUCACUUUCCAAGAAGCCUUUGGUGAGCCAUUGCCUUGCGUCAAGGCUAUCAGUUGUUUGGAAUUCAUGAUGAAAGUCUGCAUGCCCUGUGUGGCUGUAGCAGCACUCCUUCCAGACCCCACCACUCUAGUGGUCACCACAUUCACGACUGUGUUCUUGGUUUUAUUGGUGGUGCUUGUCUCUUGGGCAUACUCGCUUCCUUUAAAGGCAUUGAGAGAUGCAAGGGAGGUGGACAGCAAGGAUGAUGCUAUGGGAAAACAACUGAUGAAAGAGACCGGUUUUGCCAUGAAAGUGAUUUUUGCAGCCCAACUUGGCUUCGUUGUGGCGGGUUUGUCCAUGGCUAUCUACUUGUGCGCCUUUGGAUUGUUUCCUGUGAUGAGGACGAACAUCAUGACUAACAUUUAUCACUACGGUGGCCUUGCAGAUUCUUUGGGCAAUGCGUUCUGCAUAGUGCUUCUCUCAGUGUCUUCGCUGUCUUUGCCCAAAAUUUCAUGCUGCCCAAAAAAGGCAGUCGCUGACAUCCAAGAAGAGAAUUUUGUGAACGAGGAUUGCACGUGUGGCCAGCAGCUGGGGAAGAGCUUAAACCAGGCAUCCCAGUCCAUCACCCCAGUUCAUGCUGUGUCUGCAUGUGAUGCUUGUGCUUGGGAGAUCAAGGUGGCAGAACUGGCAAACCGCCGAGUUUCUGUGGGGCAGUUGUUGAAUUUCUACACCCAGCUCGGCGCAUCUGAAAAACCAGGACUCAUGCCACACUUUCUGCCAGAGAAGUCAACCACCAAUGACGUGGUGCGUCACGCCGUGAUCCCUGAAUCCCGUCAGGGCACGAAGGGUGAGGCCCUGGCAGUAACCUGGCACCAAGCAGUCUCCGAGCACGAGUCAGGCCGGCACUUUUCAGUGGUGCAAAAGGCCUUGAUCAAGGACUAUGCACCCAGGAUGGUCACACAUCACUGGGCCAAUCGGUUCCGGGAUCUUGUUGCCGCGGUGGUGGCGGAUGCGUUGCACUUGUCUCGCUGGGACAGUGUGGCACAGCAUCUGAGCUGCGGCGAAGUGGAGAUUUUGAGGGAAGGGCUUGCUGAAAGUGGCACGCAGGACUCCCAGUACUGGAUCUGUGCUCUUUGCAUCAACCAGCAUGCGAGCAUUUGUGGCAAUUCUAUGGGGGUUCGUGACACGGUCACUGGAGACGUGUUGCCCUUUUGUGACUGUAGUACACCGAAGUACUUCAACGACCAUCCAGUUCAGUGUGAGCUGAACAAGUUUGAUUGCAUGAUGAAGCAUUUGCACCACCAUUACUCUCAAGAUUUCUUACAAGUUGUCGCCAUAGACAAGGAUUUCAACCUAUUUUCAAGAGCUUGGUGUGUAGCGGAGUUGGUUGAGGCAUACAACAGCCACAUGGAUCAGCAUGUGAUGCUCCACUCUCCAAGCGUUUUGGAGCAGAACUCGGGUCGUCUCAGCUCUUUGAAGGUGGAGAACUGCGCGGCCUCCAGGCCUGAGGACAAGGAGGCGCGAAAACGUUGGGAGAGAGUCGACAUUGGUCAUUUGAUGUCUUCCAUUGUUGGCUUGAACGAUGGUGCGGAUGAACAGAACAAGUGGGUGCGUGUGUUGAAGGAUGUGGAGGAGGUCUGUGUGAGACAGGGUGGGCGGCGAAGGAGCGAUGCUGCCGAUGUGCUUCGCAACCGCAUCAACAAUGAAAUGCCGGCCCCGGAUGCAUCUGUUCCUGGUGAACUUUUGGGUCGUGAAGGAGCCCAAGAGAGGCGAACACUUCAAAAAAUUCGGACAAUUCAGAAGAUUGCCCGUGGCACGGCUGAAAAUGAGCGCAAUGUGGAAUCAGCUAUGUUCCAAGUUAAACCUUCCAAGUUGGUUGUUCCGACCAGAGACGAACCGCUGUCGAUGUUUGAUCCGGCCACCUGGGGCAUGUCGUUUCCGGAUUUGUUUCCAUGGGGUGAUGGCUUGCCUUUUUUGAAGCGUGAAGCCAACAUGGAUGCAACAGAAGUGUUUCGAUAUUUGUUGCUUCGGGAAGAACUUCAUUACAGUGAGGGUGAUGCCUUGUUGCCAAGAUGGUCGCUUUCAGAGACGUUGCUUCCAGUGAUGUACGACGUGCAGCGUCGACUACAGUUGAUGCGUGCGACGAAAGCGCAUGUGAUGCGUCGUGGCUUUGGCAAACAUUGUCGUGUUAUUUCUGAAGUCAACACGGACCAAUUGCUCAAGGCAAUGGCAUUGCAUGGAGACAAUGCGGACCUCAGGGAGUUGCUGCGAGAUCCGCAGGUGGAUGUGGCCUUGAAGCGAGCAUUGGGAGGAGUGCUUCAGGCAACUUCGAGCAUCAUUGGCAUGGAAGGGCACCGCAGCCAGAUCCGGUUGCGUGGACAUGCGGCUGGAUGGCAUUAUGGUUCUGCGCAUCUGUUCGUCACGCCCAACAUCGCAGAUAUGCGCUCGUCCUUGCUACUUCAAUUGCACCUGCAGAAUGUCAAAGUGGAAGAGUGCAAAAUUGAUUUGGACUGGGAGGCGGAGAUGCCCGAAUUGCCCAGCGCAGCUGCUAUGCGACGGAUUGUCGCGAGCGAUCCCGUCGCUCAAGCGCGUUGCUUUGCCUUGAUGAUGGAUUUGUUCUGUGAGGAAGUGUUGGGCAUUCUUCCACCUUUGACCAAGGGAAGUUUUCGGGUUGGCGUGGCAGCAACCUUCGAAGAUGGCAUUGCGAGUUCCCUGCAAGGAGGUGUUUUCGGUGAUAUUGUGGCGUUGAAUGGCCCGUUGGAGACUCAGGGUCGUGGUUCUUUGCACCCCCACAUGCUUAUUAUCUUGCUGGGACACGACCUGGGAGAUCGCUUGCGGAAACUGAUUCAUCGGGUGCAGCAUGGUGAGUUGGUCGUUGAGUUGCAGCGGUGGAGUCGUCGUGUUUUGGAGGCUGUGCAGCGUUUUCAGUAUGAUUCUCAAUUGGCCUUGUCGGAGCAGUUGAGCAGUCCGACACAACCACUGCCUCUGAAUGAACGUCAGCGAUCAGAAUGUGGUCACCAGUAUGAAUCCGCGCCUUUGGUGCCUACGGAGCCGGAUGGACACGAAUUGGAAGCCUUGAAGUUGGGCGGAUCCGUGGCUGGCAAGGUUUUGACAUUGACCGGAUGCUAUGCUUCUUUGCGACCCAAGUAUCUGCGACGCUGUGAACGUUCUGCGGGAGAUGGUCUUGAGUGGAAGAAAAAAUUCUGUGAGGAUUACAGACGUUUGGUGAUCCAGAAAGCCGUGAAAGGCAAACGUGGGUGUCGCUUUGGUUGCUUUCACGUUGAAAUGAUUCUGGGCAAGGAGGACAAGCCGAAAGUGUUAUGUCGGAAAGGUUGGCCUCGAGUUGCGAAAGCAGGUUUUUCUCGGUUGCAAUAUGAGACGGUAGAUUUGAAGGAGGUUGAAGAGUUCAAAAACGAAAACCCGCAUGUGUUUCAAGCUCGGCGUGAUCACCCUUUUGAAGGGAUGUCGAAUCCGGUGGCGCAAGCAGUGAUGCGAUGCAAUGUGGAUGUCAAGUACAUUGGACGCAAUUUUUCAGAAGCAGACCUUUUGAAGUUUUGUGAUGGGAGCAUAGACCAGGAGCCUGGAGUCGAAGUUCCUGCUUCUGCAUCUUCUCUGUUGGAACUGUCCGGGAGUGGAUUGCAGGAGAUGGAACUUCAACGCCCGGCGUUUGGUUCGUCUUCGGAUGCUAUAUCGGGUGCUGAUGCCUCACAUGCAGAGCAACCUGUGUCGACUGAGUUGGAUGCUUCGGAUCCGCCGCCGAAGAAGCAAUGCAUGGGUCGUGUUUUGGACACGGAGCAUAAGAAGAUGCAGACGAUGAGAAAGGCGCUUGAUCGCAUUCUGGUGGACCUUGCAAGAGAUAUGAUGAAUGUUGGUUUUUACACUGGUGAGUAUGCUGCAAAGAAGUUUGAAAUUUCGCGGAGUAUGUUACCUGAAUUGUAUGCAGGAGUGCAGCGAUUGGAAGAGGAGGAAAGGGAAAGGGCAAAGGAAGCUGCAGCGGGCUCCGAGCAGGAGCCCCUGGAGGGGGACAGGGACCCUACUAUGACAGGGCAACAGAGGCGUGCAUUGACGAUUUUGAGAAGACUUGCCUUUGGAAUGAAUCGUUGUGUGGCCAAAUCCAACGGUGAAAUGGCGUAUCAGUUGUUAUUCGAGCAGGAGCAACUGGUGACGUAUCGUGGCUACAACAUGUUCUUCCGCUAUGUGCCGUAUGCAAUCAUGCGUUGCAGACAUGAGGACAUGGAGGAGGUUUUGCAAGCUAGGCCGCAUCUCAAUGGCUCGCCCUUGGAUGUGCUUCCUGACCCCGAAGGAGAGGCACCAGUGGUGGUGGAUGAGUUUGCGGAGGUUGUUGAUGAGGGAGGUGAUGUGCCCAGAGUCCAGCAGGUGCAUGUGAACUUCAACCAGAAAGACGAUUACUUGCACAGGGGCUCUUCGGUUUUGUUGCAAUGCAUGUCUCUUUUGAUGUAUUCUCGCUUCGUUCGCAGAGUUUCGAGGAACAAAGCCGGCAAGGUGGAUGGAGUGAAGUUUUUCGACUUUGAUGAGCACUAUGCCCACUUCAGUUCCUCCGUUCAGGAAGUGAGAGCAGCAGAUGACAGUGUUGUGGUGCCUUCAGAUUUGCACCUUCCGAAGGAUGCUGAGGUGCAGAAGUACGCAGCUCACAUGUUGGGAUUAUCUUUUCCAUUCCCAACGUGUUCUGGAGAUUGCAGUUUGUCACAUCGAUGCUUUGCUUGCCACACCAUGGGAGAAGAUGCAAAGCAAGGCGUUCUUUUUGCUCGUUUUACGCUGCAUUGGAAGCACUGGAAAAGUUACAUGUCAAUGAGGAGGUGUUUGGCGGAGGAAAGAGUUUUGGCCGGUUUGUCUGCUCCGGUCAUCCGGGAUGUUGCAUCAGUGCGUUCCUAUGUUGCUGGCAUUGGUGACACCAGCAGUGCUUUUAGAUGUUUGGAGAAGCUGUUCGGUGGAGCAGAAGGAGCGGAUUGUCGCUAUCAUGACAUGCUGCGCAUCUGUGAGCGCGUUGCCUGGUUCGCAGACUUGUCCGUUCCGUUUCAUUACACUCAGUUGACAUCGCAAGAGUUCUUGGCCUAUAUUCAGACAUCGUGGUUGGAGCGUUUCCAGCAGCACUGUGCUGCACGUCGUCUCAGCAGCAGUCGUCGGACAGCUGAGCGUUAUGCUCUGAUGACUGCUUUGGACAAGGAGGAGGACCUGGAAGAUGACUCGGCACCGCCGGUUAUAGAAGGACACGAGGUCGAGGAUGAUCUGCUAUUGCAAGAAGAGUUGGACAACUUGGAACGUGCGCAGUGGCCGGUGGAUGGAGAAGCAUUGCACGAAGCUAUGUUUCGGGAAGAGGAUUGGAUGAAG
Messenger RNA from Cladocopium goreaui, 5983 nucleotides. The record is from the annotation of a GenBank genome assembly. NCBI's taxonomy places the organism in Eukaryota, Dinophyceae, Suessiales, Symbiodiniaceae.